UUGUGUCACGUGUGUUGACGGGAGGGUCGGGAGGACGAGGAAAAUGGAGUAACUCCUCUCAGCUAUUUAGCUUUGGCAGAGAGGCAGAUCCCGCGAUGGCUGAAUCGCAGUCCUUCGUGCGAUGCUUCUCGUCCUUCGUGGCUCGCCUCGACGAUAGACUCCCGGAGGUGGAGCAGCACUUUAGCGGCGAAUGCAGCGAGGAGGACAUGUUCUCCUACUUCUGGGGGCUGCAGGAGGCCCACGAGUGCCUUGUUCUUAGCGUGCCUGAGACUCUCAAGAGUGAAAGCAGUGCUGUGACCUAUAGGACUCGCGGGAACACACUAUAUCGCUGUAAGAAUCUAAAGGAGGCCUUAAAAUCCUUCAAUUUCAGUAUUAUGUUUGCGCCCCAUCCGCCGGCUCCUUCCACCGCUGCCUCAUCGUGCGAGGAAGCGCCUGCCAACGGAACGCCUGCCGCCUUCGAGACUCUGGCCCUCGCCUACGCCAACAGAUCCGCUGUGAUGUUUGAACUCCGGCAGUACGAGGAGUGCAUGAAGGACGUGGAAUUAGCCAUCCUGCAUGGGUAUCCAGAGGCAUCAAGGUGUAAGUUAUUAGCGCGGAAGGAGCGCUGUGUUGCCAAACGGAAGGAGGAGGGCGGGACGACGGAGCGCCUCCUGACGACGCACCAGCACUUCCCAGCGAUCGCGACGGCGGAUCCGGCGUCGCCGAGAAGGAGCGAUGCCAUCACGCUCUCCCACUCGCCCGAAAAGGGGAGGCAUUUCCUGGCCAACAGGGAGAUCCAGCCUGGCGAACUGCUGCUAACCGAGGAGUCCUACAGUAGCUGUCUUCUGCCGGAGUUCCUGCCGAGCCACUGCUCCGUGUGUCUCACUCGCUGUCUGACGCCCCUGCCCUGCCCCUGUUGCCCCUACGUGACCUUCUGCAGCUCGAAGUGCCGCUCGAAGGGGCGGAAAAGCCACGUUGCUGAGUGCCGGGUCAUGGGGGCGCUCAUCCCCCUGCCUUCCCCCUGGCGCGUGGCUCUCGGUAUCCUCACUCGGGUGACGCUCCCCAGGCUCAAGAUCUGGCUUAGGAAACUGAAGGAGGAGGAGCAGGAGGCGUCCGCUUCUCUUUCGAAGAUGAGUGCGAAGACCAAGAGACAGGGAGAAGGGGACGGCGAAGGAGGAGGAGGGAAGAUGAAGGAGGAACGAGAAACAAAGAAGCAAGAACGCAAGAAACAGGCAGAGGCGGAAGAGGAGGAAAUUAAUACGAAUCGAAGAAGAAAACGCGAGAAAGCUAAAAAGAAAAAAGAGAAGAAAGAAAGAGAAAAACGGCUGCGAGACACAAAGGACCAAAACGAAGUCUCAGAUCUCCAAGACGAAGAAAAGGAAGAAGCCCUGUACAAGGCGGCCUUCCACGCGGUCACCAACAAGAGCAAGCACUCUCCCUCGCAGCUCCUGCACGCCUGCGCCGCCGCCUUCUGCCUGACCAAGCUCCUCGAGGUGGGAGGAGGCUUCUUCUUGGAGAAUGACAUGCCCUUCACGCCCUGCGAGGAGGAAGCGGUGCUCGUCGGCGCCACGCUCCUCCGCCACCUCCUCGCCGCCAAGUGCAACGCCUUCACCAUAGCCGAGGUUAACGUGCCGAGCAGCCGAGCGGCGAGGCCCCGCCCCGUGACGGUGGGCGUGGGCCUGAGCCCGAGCGUGGCCCUCUUCAACCACUCGUGUUCCCCGAGCUCCUUCCUCACGCACUGCGGCGGCGGCGUGCAGGCGCUCACCGCCGCCAGGACCAUCCCGCCGGGCCAGGAGGUGACCAUCGACUACCUGAUCGGGUCGCGAGGCCGGUCGGCCGCGAGUCGCCAAAGCAGGUUCCUCAGCCAGUACGGCUUCAGCUGCUCGUGCGACGCCUGCGCCCGCGACCGGCCCGCGUACCCCAGGCUCCCGGACUACGCCGACGUGUUGUCAGAGGACGGGCUGCUCAGGCGGCCCGGCUCCGCGUCGCCCUCCAGCGCCCCCUCCUCCCCUGUUUGCCCAAGGCUGUGCCAGGCGAAGGAGGGCUUCGAUGGCCUUGGCAUCGAUCUGGCGCGCGUCCCACACAAGGUCAAAGAGGCAGUGUCGAGGUACAAGGACGUCCUCCAAAGGUGCCAGGAUGCGGCCACGCCCUCGGAGGCCGACUUGCGCACUGUAUGUGACCUCAUACACCUCCUCGACGUGCAUGCGCAGAAGCCCAGCUCUCUUCACCUGGCUGCGCAACUGACCCUUGAGGACAUGACCCUACGCCGCUUCUUGCACGCCGAGAUCAAGGACGAAUUCUAUUACUAAUUCCAUGGCUCCCGAAAAAAACUGAAAAAAUCAAAAUCUUUGUCGUCUGAGAUAUUGUGUAAAUCCUUUUUUUUUAAACGCAAAUUUGCUGCGGUCAGAUGUGAUAAACGUAUGAACAUAUAAGCCAAUAGAUAUUUUUAAACAUAUUUUAACAUCCAUAGCCAGGGGAUAGACGGACAGCGCCAUCAAAUGUUGUUUCUCUCAUCGUUAGGGUUGUUACUAUUAUAAUUAUCAUGCUGUUAAUUUAUUUUUAGAACUCUUAUUGUUACUGUUG
Molecule: messenger RNA, 2562 nt
Organism: Penaeus monodon (black tiger shrimp)
Lineage: Eukaryota; Metazoa; Arthropoda; Malacostraca; Decapoda; Penaeidae
Product: SET and MYND domain-containing protein 4-like
Exons: 5
Coding region: 96-2288 (730 amino acids)
Molecular function (GO): protein binding
Source: RefSeq, a predicted model, not a curated record